This is a messenger RNA of Solea senegalensis (Senegalese sole), 1641 nucleotides long. RefSeq names its product sperm acrosome membrane-associated protein 4-like. Lineage: Eukaryota; Metazoa; Chordata; Actinopteri; Pleuronectiformes; Soleidae. The coding region runs from base 117 to 509 and encodes 130 amino acids. Gene Ontology annotation, molecular function: transmembrane receptor protein serine/threonine kinase activity. Gene Ontology annotation, cellular component: membrane. The record is from RefSeq and is a predicted model, not a curated record. The transcript is spliced from 3 exons.
UGGCGGCACAUAAACGCUGUUUAGUCAGACUUCUAACGGUUCGUCACGGGCAGACAGACAGGCAGACAGACAGACGCAGGUCGCGAGAGUAAAGUUCUUCUUUAUAUUUGUCCAACAUGAACAGAAUCAUCCUUCAGCUGUUUGCAGUCGCAGUCUGCUUCGCAGUCGGUCAGUCUCUGCGCUGCUACAAAUGCAAACUUGGCUUCUGGGAUCUGUGCAUAACCAGUGAAACCACGUGUGACGCAGGAGAACACUGCUACAGUGGUAUUGGGAAAGCAGCCGGCUUCGUGGACGUAAAGAAGAAGGGCUGCCUAAAAGUGGCCGAUUGCAACAAGACGGAACAGGUCACCAUCACGGACAACAACCCCAACGCCACCCUCUACACCAUGACCAAGACUUGCUGCUCCACCGAUCUGUGCAACGCCGCGCCCGGCCUGCCGGGGGCCUCCGGGGUCAGCCUGGCCUUCGCCACCCUCACUGCUCUGCUUGUGGCCAACGUCCUCGUUUGACAUGGGAUAUAACAAUGGAUCAUGGAUAAUAAAAUGUACACACACACACACACACACAAAGCACUACCAAGUUUGAAUCAAAUGCCCCCCUGACCCAUGACCUCUGGUUUCUGUAACUUCGGGGCUUCCCCACGUGGCCUUUUGUGUUUACUUUGAUAUAAUAUUGUUCUUACACUAAAUUCAAGUGCCUUGUUUGUAUGAAUCAAAAGCUUAAUGUCCAGUUAUCUCACACUUUGUGCCAAUAGACAUUUUAUUCAAAUGUGAUUAGUCGCAUUUUGUGACGGGAAUAUUCACUACAGCUGGAAGGCUAUUAGCUUAGCUUAGCAUAGAGACUGGCUCUGUUUGGAAAAGUACUGGCAGGUUUACAUUGAAGUAAUUGACAUGUUUGAAGCUGAUUAGCAGAACCAGGCUAGCGGUUCUGUUGUCAGGCUAUGCUGGGCUAAGCUAAAUUUCUAGCUGUUUGAUGUUCGUCCUGCACGGAUCAACCGUUUUCUGUCAGUUGUCGGUGUCAAUUUUUCUUCUAGAAGUAAAAAAACAACAUGUUGAAGUGAUUAGCAUUAGCUAGCCAGUGAUAGCAGGAGCAGAUUAGCAGAUCCAGGCUAGCUGUCCUAAGCUGUCUGCUAAGGUUUGUCCUGUAUAAAUCAGUCCAUUUCUAAAUUGUCAAACUAUUCUUUUAUAAUAUUCAAAUGUCAAAAUAAACCUUUCUAUUUCUAGUUAUUUCAUGUAUUUGCCUCUGUGUUCACUGUGUCGCUGACAUUCAAACACCCACUAUCUGUAAAAAUCUUUUGUUUUGCUGGUGUUCCUUUUUUCUUUCUCUGCUAUAAUUGUAUUUUUAAAUACUGGUGUAGAAUCUUCACUGCACAUUACUCAUACGCUGUGGGAUGGAUGCUUUUGUUAGUGUAAUGUGUGUGUAUGGGGAAAAUAGGAUGAAUCCAUGAUGUUGUGUUUGAAGAAAAUGAAAUGUAAUCAACGUCAGGUCGAGGCUGGUUGUAUAUAGGCUUUGAUUUCAGCAUGAAUCAGAAAUGAUUACAUAUGACUCACUCAUUUCCUGGGAGUUUUUCCAGCUUUCAUAUAAAGCCAUAUAUGUUUUUGCAACAUUGAUUAUUUUAGGCAAUAAAGAACUUAAACCAUG